This is a messenger RNA of Drosophila suzukii, 3287 nucleotides long. It is a transcript of the gene Sdc, whose product is annotated as Syndecan. Gene Ontology annotation, cellular component: cell surface; membrane. Lineage: Eukaryota; Metazoa; Arthropoda; Insecta; Diptera; Drosophilidae. Gene Ontology annotation, biological process: cell migration. The record is from RefSeq and is a predicted model, not a curated record.
AGAGUCAUUCGAAAAAUUUUUACGAAUCGAGGAAGGCACGGGUACGUCCGGAUUUUAGCGCGAUUUCGUGUGUGUUUGGUUGCCACUCGAGUGUAAAGAAAUUUGUACACCCCCCAAAUAAAGUCGCGAGUGCAAUUUUUGUAAAUACGAAGCGAAAAGUGUCUGGAAUAUAAAUAGUCAUAUUAAUUCCAUGUGUGCAUAUAAACAGCAUUUUUCUAGUGUCAAACCAGUUUGAAAAGUUCGAUUAUAUAUAUAGAUAAAUAUAUAUAUAUGUAUGUGUGCUGCCGCCUGUUCUAAUCAUUAAAUCAAUAAACAAAACUGGAAGCGAUUAGCUGAAAUCACAACAACAGCCAAUUCUACAUAACAAAUCAACGGGAAAAUGAAGCCAAAGCAGAAGAUUUCCGUAGAGCCGCUCUUGCUCCUCGCAAUUCUACUUGGAAUUCUGGUAGCCGCCACCCACGCUCAAGAUCAGAAAAUCGUGAAACCAUCGGCGGCAGCGCCAUCACCAGCAGCCUCUCGACCCCGGGAUGAAAUCUAUAUCGAUGAUGAUAGCAACGAGGGCUCAGGCGGACAUGGCGGGAUACACGAAGAUCUAGAGAAAGAACCAGACUAUUCUGGCUCCGGUUUUGGACCCGAUGACGAGGACGCCGAACCCGACCAGCAUUCGCACAGUUCGCACAACACGCGCAUCUCGCAGAACGGCAACGCCGGCAUAAACACAGCUCAUACACCAACACUACCCUCAUCCACAAUCUCAACAACAUCGAGUUCGACACCAACGCCUACAACAACCACCUCCACCACAACGGCAGCCACAACAACGCCAUCAACAACCUCUACAACCCAACAACCCUCUGUUAAUGCCAAUACCACAACGACCACAACAACAGCACCGACGAUCCCCACAUCCACACUACCCAAUCAGCCCAUAUUCCCACCUUUCGAUAAGGAUCUCGAUUCGGAGGCCAGUGGCGAUGGAAACGAUUCAGAUAUCGAUGACAACGAGGAUGACGAUGUGGAUGAUAAAGACGACUAUGACUAUAACAAGGAGUUGGACAAAGAAAUUGAUAUCGAUGGUCCCGGAUCUGUUCCUCAGCAACCGAGCAUUCCACAACACACUGAUGGUGACGAUAGAAUUUUCACCACAGAUGAAAUCGAUGUGGAUGGCGCCGAUGAGGAUGAAGUUGUGGAUAGCGAUGUCGGUGGUCCGAGAAUCGGUGGCAACGAUGGAGAUAUUACAGAGCGCGGACCGGGCGCAGGCGGUAGCAACGUGCACGAAUUGGACCCCAAUACGAACGUGAACAGCCAGCCCUCCGACACGAAGGGCAUCGAUCACAGGCCCAACGGCAACGAGGUGGUCAUCAUGAGCGAGGACGAUCGCACGUCGAGCUUCUUCUCGCAGCCCGGAAUUCUGGCUGCUGUUAUUGGCGGUGCCGUCGUCGGCCUGCUCUGCGCCAUACUCGUGGUGAUGUUCAUCGUGUACCGCAUGAGGAAAAAGGACGAGGGAUCCUAUGCGCUGGACGAGCCCAAGCGGUCGCCGGCCAACAAUUCGUAUGCGAAAAACGCGAAUAAUCGCGAGUUCUACGCCUGAGAUAAUGGCACGGCGCGCAGGUAUUAAGUUGACCACAAGUGCAGGAACAAGCUGUGAGGACGGACGACGGGAGUGCGGAAAACUGGACGGAGGCGGAGCGACUGGGUUUGGCAAGGCUCAACUGAAUACACUGUGCGGAGUGGGGUUGCACCAUCAUCGGCAGUCCACUGGAACAAGAAUAACUCAUCCGCAGCAGCAGCUACAAAACAAACACAAAAUCAAUUGAAAAUUCCGAAACAUUUUCAGAAAAAACACACACAAUUUUUCGUGAGGGGUAAAUAAAACUAAAAUACAAAAAAAAACAACACAUAAACAACAAAUCGGCAAAAAGAAAAUGGAAAAAAAUUGAAAACUUACCUGUAAGUUAAUGCAAAAUACACACACACAGACGGACAAGCGUUUCUCUCUGCGUGUGUGGGUGUGUGUAUGCGACUUUUCUAAUUAAGUAAGUUUUAAGCGACAAAAAGAAACAAAAAUAUCAAAUAUAAUUGCAAAUAAAUCAUGCGAAAUUUAAUAUAUAAAUAAUAUAUUAUAUAUAUAUAUAUAUAUAAAUAGUGAAACCAAUAUAAGGGCGGGCAAAAUUAAGCAAAUUAAUUAUGAAUUACGAGUAUGUAGAGCAAAAGCAGAAGGAGCAGGAGCAAAUUGAAUAAUAACUAUAAUAAUACACACACACACGCGCAUCCAACUACAUAGAUGUAAAAGGCAACUUUCGUGCAUAUUGAAUAUAAAUGUAUGGAUUAUAUAUGUUAGCUGAAUAACGAAAGCGAAUUGGAUACAUCACGAUUAUCACUCAACUCUCGAUAGACCCCCUCGUCGAACCACCCACACACCCACACUUUAACACACUCUUUAUUUCAACAAUCAAUUUUUAAACAAAGUCCAAUGAAAACAAUUAUAACUAUAAAUUGUGCGGCACAUAGCAAACGGAAAUCGAUGCAUAAAUGUUUUUAAGUUAUACAUAAGCAAAACUAUGUAAUUAUUAGUGUAAUUCCUAAAACAAACAAAACAAAAUGAAAACAAAAAUCGAAAAAUCGAAAAAAUACUAAAUGAAGCAAAAAACAGAUUUAUGAACACUGUGAACCUUCCUGGCAACUAAAAACAAACAGAAUUGAAAUGAAAAUAACUAUUUCUACUUUUUUCUAGAAAACACAAAACCAUGAAUUUUUUAUUGAAAUGAAGUUAAAAUUGAAAUUGGAACAUGAUUACGAAUACGAAUACGAAAUGAAAUGAGAAAGCAAUUGUACAUUAAUUUAGGUUUCCACUUGGGUUUUAGAGUUAUUCGAGAUUUCCUUCGCUUGACUCAACUGCUUCUUCCAUGGCUAAGAAUCAAAAUCGGAUUAACGCAUUAAUUAUUGUGCAUUUAUUUAGUUUUUACGUUCGCUGUCAAUGACAAUUGUUUAGUUUUGCAAGCAAAAUACAAAGCGAAUUACGAACGACAAGAACAACAACAGCCACAGAUCAUAAACACCAUGCAAUAGUGAAAAUUAAUUGUUAAGUUUACAAGGAAAAUUCAAUUAAAUUAAAGCGAAAGCAGUCCAGCAACAAAUGUUAUACUCACCCAAAACCCAGAACACACCCCCGUACACAAACCAACCAAUUAGCUGCAAUACUUGUUUAAUUGUUAGUCAACCAAUAUUCUCUCUCCAACUCUCAUGCCAUAUUUUCAUUGCGAAAAGAAAGUUAUGAAACAAAAAAA